CGCCACCGCGUGUCUGCAGUCUAACUUUGGAGCUGACCGGGACGCCGCGAGUGUUUUUUGUGCGAUAGAUCGGAGGAUGCGGUGCAUAGCUUCGGUUAGAAGAAGCAGCUCGAGCUCGGUGAUGUCUUUGUGAGUUACUAUACGAGAGGCUCUGACUAGCUUUCGACGGACUCGUCAUCCCGAUAUCAUCGUCUCCACGUCCAGUCGUUGCAGUGCUACGUUCGUGCUCGUAGAGAUCGCGACUGAAUGGAUCCACAGCUGGGUCUGGCUUCGCCGUGGCUGCGAAAAUGCCGCCUACUGUACGUGUGCCUGCUCAUUGGACUGCUAACGCCAAGCGUCGCCUCGAGCUACAGCAUCGGCGUGGGCAUCGCCGACGUGACCGGACCAGUCGCCGAAGUCGUCUUCAUGGGCUACGCGAAGAUGGAUCAGAAGGGAUUAGGCCUUCACACGCGGUUAUUUGCCCGAUCAUUUAUCAUCGACGAUGGAGAGCAAAGGUUUGUCUUUGUCUCGGUGGACAGCGCGAUGAUCGGCCACGGUGUGAAAGCUGCGGUCGUCAAAAAGCUCAAUUCCCACUACGGGAAUUUAUACACAGAGUCAAACGUGAUGAUCAGCGGGACGCACACGCAUUCGAGUCCAGGUGGUUUUAUGAUGGACGUGCUCUUCGACAUUUCGACUCUGGGCUUCGUCAGAGAAACAUUCAACGCACUAGUCAAUGGCAUUAGCAAGAGCAUAGAUAAGGCGCACAACAACAUCGUUCCCGGAAGGAUAUACGUAGCCCGUGGCGAAGUAUUGGAUGCCAAUAUCAAUAGAAGCCCCGCUGCUUAUCUGAGGAAUCCAAUUUAUGAAAGAAAAAGGUACAAGCAUGACACGGACAAGGAUCUCGUGCAAAUGCAGUUCAUCGCGGCCACGAACCGCCCCCUGGGCGUUAUCAACUGGUUCGCCGUGCACCCGACUAGUAUGAACAACACCAACCACCUCGUGUCCAGCGACAACGUCGGCUACGCAUCGAUUCUCUUUGAAAAGCGAGUCAACAAGCACACCAUGAUCGGCAAGGGUGAGUUCGUGGCAGCGUUCGCGUCGACUAACUUGGGAGAUGUUUCUCCGAAUACUCGCGGUCCGAAAUGUGAAUUUUCUGGGAAAAAUUGUAGCGAGCACUACACCUGUCGCGGUAAAAAGGAAAUGUGCUUUGCCUCGGGCCCCGGAAGGGACAUGUUUGAAAGCACCAGCAUCAUAGCCCACAAGAUAUUCAACGAAUCCUGGAAUCUGUGGAAAAGCGGCACUGGCAAAGAGGUGGUCGGGCCGGUGCGUGUGGUUCACCGCUUUGUCGACAUGCCCAAUCAAAAUGCCACCUUUUAUAACGAGACUUCAGGCGAAGUCGAGACGGUGACCGGGUGCUCACCAGCCAUGGGCUACAGCUUCGCAGCCGGAACGACAGACGGUCCGGGCUCGUUUGCUUUCGAGCAGGGCACGACCACGUCGAAUCCGUUCUGGAACGCCGUUCGUAACUUUUUGGCCAAGCCAACCGACGAGGAUGUACGUUGCCAUGGAGCCAAGCCAAUUCUCCUAGCCACGGGUCAGAUGAGAAAACCGUACCAGUGGCAGCCAAAGAUAGUGUCGACACAGCUGGCUAUGGUGGGAAACGUAGUGUUGGCAGGCGUUCCUGGUGAGUUUACGACGAUGUCAGGAAGGCGUCUCCGCGACGCAGUAAAAAAGGCCAUUGAUGAAACAGACGAGUCCUUUGGAGAGGCUGAGGUUGUCGUUGCUGGGCUCUGCAACACCUACAGCGAUUACAUCACCACGCCCGAGGAGUAUCAGGCUCAAAGAUACGAGGGCGCAUCAACGGUUUACGGACCACACACACUGACAAUCUACCUGAAACAGUACGCCGAGCUUGCAAGGCACGCGGUACUUAACGAGAAGGUAGAAAGUGGGCCAACGCCCGUGGAUCUUUCGAAGGAGCAGCUCAUUAGUUUGGUGGCACCUGUGCUUUUCGAUUCACCCAAGUGGGGGAAGGAAUUCGGUGACUGCGUCAAGCAGCCCAGGCGCACCUAUGGACCUGGUGGCGUGGUCACUGUCAGAUUUAUUUCCGGUCAUCCGAGGAAUAAUCUAAUGACUGGAAAUACCUUUUUGACGGUCGAAAGGUUGGAAGAGGAUGAGAUUUGGACUCCUGUAGCCACAGAUGCGGAUUGGGAGACCAAAUUCAUGUGGGAAAGAACAUCGAUGCUCCUUGGUUCUAGUCAAGUAAUCGUUUCAUGGGAGAUACCAGAUACUGUGCUGCCGGGAGAAUAUCGGAUACGGCAUAAUGGCUACUAUCGCUACAUUCUUGGUGGAAUCUACCCAUAUCAAGGCGUUACAAACCACUUUCAGGUGAAAACGCCUCAGAUAAAUUAUUGAACGCUCGAGUGCUUGACGUAGCCCUUGUGGCUAAAAAUAUAAGAAUACUUUUGUCAUAUGAUGUGUAAAGGUGGCGAUGUUAUUACCAAACGAUAAAUGUGAACCCUUGCUAGUUUAGAUUGUACGAAAUUCGUCUCGGUGAGGUGCCACAAAUAAACUGCGAUCAACAAGUUGGAUUCAAGCCAGAGACUCUAACAGUUUGAACCGAUGAUCUAUAAUAAUUCAAUAGGUCAGGAUAUGUUAAUAGUUGCUAUUGAUCGAGUGAUACGUAUUCAUACAUAAUGUGACCCAAUCGUCCGAUAUCGUCUACACAAGACCAGUUUUGUGUGGAUAAUGUGGAUGAACAAGUAAUUUUAUUUUUUUACCAAAACUAAUAGUCGCAAAGUUUGUACUUUUGAGAAAAUAAUAAAAUGAUUACAACUUUUAUCAUGUGAGAAAAGUUUUGUCCCAAUUGGCGGAUGUAUAAUUUAUAUCAUCCACCAAUCAGGGCGAAAGUUUUCUCGUAUGAUUUUUAGGUACUAGGAUCUAGGCUGCUAAUAACAAAGAAUCAAACUGUGACUGAUUUUUUGCUAAAAAUAAUUACCCACUUUUCUAUACCUGAUCUAUACUAAGGGGUUUGACACUAUGAGUAAUACUCCUAAUAACAUACAAAAUACUUUUAUUUACAAACAAUCAAUCAAUCAAUACUCAGCUUUCUUUAUAUUGUAAUUGCUUUGUUAUCACGUAAUCUCAGCUCAAAUAAGCAAAAAGUGAUGUUAAGUGUAUUAUUUAUCGUAAAUACUUUAUAUUUUACGAUAUCUUACUUUCUUCAACGACCGCUAAUAUUCUACCAAUCAAUUUCAACGGUUAACUCAAAAAAUCAGAUUUUUAUACCUACACGUAAACAAUAACAAUCUUGAUUCAUUCUUAUAGAAAACAUCGCUCAUGCAACUUGAAACGAAUAAAAAGCUUAUUAUGUCUAACUCUAGCCGCAACUUGACACCAAUCAAAUACAUUGCCUAAAGACCAAAAAUACAUAUGCAUCUUUUGCACGUGAAAGUUCUGUUGUACGUACUUUUGAGAGUGACUGAUAUUUUGUACAUUUAAGAGUGACUGAAUCGUUUACAGUAAAAAUUGCAAGUAAGCUUAUUUAUUAUAAGGUAUUUUUUUCUCAGGCUAUAUUAAAUAUAGUAAGAAUGUGUGGUUUAAAAUAAAUAGUUUUACAUUUUUUGAUGAUUUGUCAUACUCAAAUCAAUAAAGCUACAACUUCCAGUGACUUUUUUUGUAGAUGUUACAGGAAACUGUUUACUCAAGAUCCGUGUAAUCGACCAAAAAAUUAUGAAAUAAGUAUUUUCAUUUUUAUUACAAAAAAUAUAAGCCAAUACCAUGUUUUUGUACUCACGCAAUUAGAUCACGUUACAACUGCUUGAAGCUAAAGACAAUAAAAAACAA
Messenger RNA from Copidosoma floridanum, 3825 nucleotides. It is a transcript of the gene CDase, whose product is annotated as neutral ceramidase. Gene Ontology annotation, molecular function: N-acylsphingosine amidohydrolase activity. Gene Ontology annotation, biological process: long-chain fatty acid biosynthetic process; ceramide catabolic process; sphingosine biosynthetic process. Gene Ontology annotation, cellular component: extracellular region. The record is from RefSeq and is a predicted model, not a curated record. NCBI's taxonomy places the organism in Eukaryota, Metazoa, Arthropoda, Insecta, Hymenoptera, Encyrtidae.